AUGUUAUUAAUUUGAUUGAUUCAUUCGUACAAAGAAAAGAGAUUCAAAGUAAGAUUGAAAAACAGAAUGGAGAGCAGCGCCGCACUAACUAGCAUUCGACUCACUUCCUCGAUCCGUCCUUCCCGUUUUUCUUCCCCUUUUCUUUCCCCCGCAUUUCCUCCCAAACCCACUUCUCUAUCCCUCAAGCUCCAAAAGCAGUUUCCUUUCACUUCCCAGAAUGUUCUCCAAGCUUCUAAUGCUCUCAGACCUUCUGCUUCUGUUUCUGCUAGUGAGGCGAUUGAGUUGGCAGACAUAGAUUGGGACAACCUAGGAUUUGGUCUUCAGCCUACUGAUUAUAUGUAUUUCAUGAAAUGUGAUCAAGGUGGAACCUUUUCUAAGGGUGAAUUAAAGCGUUUUGGGAACAUUGAAUUGAACCCUUCUGCUGGUGUUUUAAACUAUGGACAGGGAUUAUUUGAGGGUUUGAAAGCUUACCGUAAAGAUGAUGGGAACAUACUCCUCUUUCGUCCGGAAGAAAACGCUUUACGGAUGAAGACGGGUGCAGAGCGAAUGUGCAUGCCAUCACCUAGUGUAGAACAGUUCGUGGAAGCUGUGAAAGAUACUGUUUUAGCAAACAAACGUUGGAUCCCCCCUCAGGGUAAAGGUUCAUUGUAUAUUAGACCUUUGCUAAUGGGAAGUGGAGCUGUACUUGGGCUUGCACCUGCUCCAGAGUACACCUUUCUAAUAUAUGUUUCACCUGUUGGGAACUACUUCAAGGAAGGUUUGGCUCCAAUCAAUUUGAUUGUGGAGAGUGAACUACAUCGUGCAACUCCCGGUGGCACUGGAGGUGUGAAGACCAUUGGAAACUAUGCUGCAGUUCUUAAGGCACAGUCUGCAGCCAAGGCGAAAGGCUACUCUGAUGUUUUGUACCUUGACUGCGUGCACAAAAGAUAUUUGGAGGAGGUUUCUUCCUGCAAUAUAUUUGUUGUUAAGGGUAAUGUUAUUUCAACUCCAUCCAUCAAAGGGACUAUCCUGCCUGGCAUUACUCGAAAGAGUAUAAUUGACGUUGCUCGAAGCCAAGGAUUCGAGGUUGAGGAGCGAUUAGUGGCAGUGGACGAAUUGCUCGAGGCAGACGAGGUCUUCUGCACAGGAACAGCUGUGGUUGUAUCACCUGUUGGCAGUAUUACAUAUCUUGGCGAGAAGAAAUCUUAUGGAGAUGGUGUUGGAGCAGUUUCACAGCAACUUUAUACUGGCCUUACCAGACUACAGAUGGGUCUUGCAGAGGAUAACAUGAAUUGGACUGUUGAGCUGAGAUAAGAACACUAAAAAAUGCCUGCACUGCAUCUUUUGCUGAAAUCUUAAUCUUAUUGAAUGUCCAAGUUCUAGAAGUUUGUUAGCUUUAAUAUUUGAUGGGGGUGCUGUAGAUAGUACUGUGGUGUGUGUAUUGCUAUUUAUUUAAUGCACUAUGUAGCAAGCAGCACGCAAAAAAAUAAUUCUGCAUGUUUAUUUUCUUGGCAGCUGGGGUAGUUAAUCUAGUUUUCUUGAAAAUAGACAUUCUAGAAGCAGUACCUGUGUACCCCAGGUAUAAGCUGAUGUUUAUUCUGUUGUUUCGGCUAUUAUUUUUUGUGGGUAGUAGAGGGGUAAAAAAACCAUGGAUACAGGUUCAAUUUUCCUACUUAUUACGACGAGCCAACGUUCACGAGUUAAGGUUCAAUAGUCCAGUGGUGACAAUAUUAUGUUUGAAUUAGAAUUCGGUGACGGAACAAUGUAUUAAUGAGUAAGGCUUUGCCUAUUUUAUUUAGCGCGUGUUUGGAUUAA
Molecule: messenger RNA, 1794 nt
Organism: Medicago truncatula (barrel medic)
Lineage: Eukaryota; Viridiplantae; Streptophyta; Magnoliopsida; Fabales; Fabaceae
Product: branched-chain amino acid aminotransferase 2, chloroplastic
Exons: 10
Coding region: 67-1293 (408 amino acids)
Biological process (GO): branched-chain amino acid metabolic process
Cellular component (GO): chloroplast
Molecular function (GO): branched-chain-amino-acid:2-oxoglutarate transaminase activity
Source: RefSeq, a predicted model, not a curated record